UGAAUACAGAUGGAGAGAAUGAGAGAGGGGGAGAGUUCAAGAUCGGCGGGCUAAUUUUGGCGCGUGUUUCUGUCGAUGCUUAAUACGUGGGAAGUUUCGGACAAAGCCUUUCUGUAAUCUGCUUCGUUGCCUCACCACCCUUCUCUGCCCUGUCAUUCUUCCGCCUUCGUCUUCUUCUUCUUCUUUCCCUCUUUCUCUGUCUCUUCUCUUACUUCUUCAUUUUCUUCCUUUUUCAUUUUUCUUCUCCCUCCUCGAAUCCCACGAAGAGCGUAUUUGUAAACCAAUAAAUGACCAAAGGAAGGGAAAAGCAGGGACACGCAGACGCACGAGCACAAAGCAAAGCGGUGGCCUUCUGAAUCGCGGAAGAUUCCUCACAAGAUCCUCACCUCCCCAUUAUCUCUCUCUCCAAAGCGACGUACUGUAGACCAUUCGCUUUGUUUCUUCUCAUUUCUCAUGUUGGUGUUUGAUUGUUAUAGCCCUUAUCGGGAGUGCGUGGUUGGGUUCCGGAGAGGUGGUUUUCAAGGCGUUGGGUUGCAGAGCGACACUCCUGUUCUGGCUCGAGAAUUGUAGUUGAGACAAUUGUAUUUGGGGAAUCUUGAAGAAGGAACUACUCUGGUGGUUUUGAACAUUACUAGUAGGUUGGUUGAUUUAGAUUUGCUCCUGAGCAGUCUCGUGUAUCGCGUUCAGUGGAAUUUUGGAGGUUUCUCGUUCGUUUGUUGGGCAGUCUGAUCAUAUCAGGAUUGAUAUGGGAACCUGGCCUUCGUUUCCGACUGGAUUGAUCUUGCAGAAACUGUUUAUUCGUUGCGGUAGCCUGCGCCUUUCAGGAUGGCUCGCGAUGGUUUUAUUAUAUUGGAAUAAUUGACUUGAAGGCCAUUUACUGGGUAGCGAAUCCGUUGGUUGGGGCUGUCUACGUUUCUGAAGCGUGUUUACUGGUACAAAAUGAUAAUCACCAGCUAUGAUUAGACAUAUUGGUUUCUUGAAACAACUGUUGAUGGGGUUAGACGUUUGUUUCAACAAUGGAAGGUCUAGAUAUUGACAAUCAUCGGUCACCGAUGUGUUCGACUGCACAUCGAAUAGCCAAUACAACUGCUUUAGGCAACGAUAAUAAUGAUGCACCCACAUCGUCCUCUUCAAAUAUUGAGGAGGUAGUAGUCAAUGAUCGAGCGCCUGCAUGUUCUACCUUAAAUCGAGCUGCCGGGUCAACUUCUACUGCGUCUGUCGAAGACACAUGGAGUCCGCGAUGGAUGCCAUCAUUUAUGUCUUCUCCCAAACGUGAGACUAGAGGCGGUGGUGGCAAUAGCGGUCUUGUUAGAUGGAAGCGCCAGCUACAGAGAGCGUGGAAAUGGGGUGCUAGUGCCAGGGAUCAAGGCUCAAGAUCAUCGUUCAAUCCUGAAGUUCUAGCUAAUCAGAAGCGUCAGUGGUAUCAGCUCCACUCACAGUCACCCAAUCACAAUCAUUAUAAGGAACCAAGUUCAUUAUUUGAGCACUUUGUGAUUGUGGGACUCCAUUCAAAUGCUAACUUUGAAGCUACGGAGGAUGCUUUUGCAAAGAGGAAAAUAUGGGAGUCGGAGGUGGCUAAAUCUGAAAUCCUAGAUAUCAGAAAACUCCCACAUCGUGGCCCUCCAGUUCCUAUAUUGGAGCCACAGAUCCUCUUUAAGUACCCUCCUGGAAAGAAGCUAACAAUGCGUGUCAAGGAUUUACCUGCAUUUUGUUUUCCUGCGGGAGUCAAGGCUCGCUUGAUGGAGAGGACACCUUCCAUGAGUGACUUGAAUGAAGUUUUAUAUGGACAGGAACAUCUGAGCAGAGAUGAUUUGUCCUUUAUCUUUUCACUCAAGGUGGCUGGAAAUGCAACCUUAUAUGGGGUAUGUCUGCAUGUCCAAGAAAUUGUUCAAAGGCCACCUGGCAUAUUAGGUGCUUUGUCACCCCUAGCACCGUCUCCUGCGCGUGGCCGGUUUUUGGUUUCUGCUCCUCGUUGUUACUGCUUGCUUACAAGAGUGCCAUUCUUUGAGCUGCAUUAUGAGAUGUUAAAUAGCAUUAUAGCACAAGAGCGUCUGGAAAGAAUAUCGCAAUUCGUUAGUGAAAUGACACUGACAGACUCUGUUCCUCCAAUGAUCAAGACGAGGGAACAGAUGAAUGCCAGUUCAGAUAUUUUGACUGAUGAAAGCGAAAGUGAUUGGAUGGCUUAUGCUAUUCCUGUUGACAGUGUGUUGGGGCUUGCUGCAGCAGCUGCUGGUCUUAUAUCAAACAAUGAGGUGCAUUCCUUCUCGUGCAGAAUGUCAGAACCUCAAACUCCUGAAAGUCUUUCUGCAAGCGAGGUGUCUGAUUUGAGCCAGUCAAGAGAGUGGGAUAAGGACACAAGGAAAAACCCGAGCUGCAAUGAUGACGAUGUAUCUGAGGUUUCAGAAUCCUUCUCUGAGAGUUUUGAUAGGUUAAAUGGGACCUAUGAAAAUGGUCAAGUUUCACCAGAAAUUGGGGCCUCCCAGUUCUCCAUGAGUCGUCCAAUAGAGCGUAUUGGCAGUUGUGAAUCCUUGAUAAGCUCAGUGAGAAGUGUGGGCUCAGAAGAAGAUGAGGUCGAUGAAGUAACAUCCAAAUUGGAGACAAAUGUUCUUGGUGAAGAAUUAAUGGAGUGGGCAAAGGUAAACAAGAAUGAGUUAUUGCAGAUAGUUUGUGCCUAUCAUGCCCUUCCUUUGCCACUGCGAGGAUCUGAAAUGGUAUUUCAGCCAUUGGAGCAUUUACAGCCUAUCAAGUAUUGCAGACCUGAUGUAUCUGCACUGGAUUUGGAUGCUAGAUACACUGAGUUUGGGUUAUGUAGUUCAUCUUUGGAAGUUGCGGAGUUUAAUGCAAAGUUAGCAGCUGCUGAGGAGGCUCUUUCAUUAUCAGUGUGGACAACUGCGACUGUUUGUCGAGCUCUUUCUCUUGAAAGUGUCUUGGCACUUCUUACUGGGGCAUUGCUGGAGAAACAAGUUGUGGUCAUUUGUCCUAACUUGGGUGUUUUAUCCGCUGCUGUGCUAUCAAUCAUCCCAAUGAUCCGUCCAUUCGAGUGGCAGAGCUUGUUGCUUCCAGUUCUACCAAGGAAGAUGCUUGAUUUUCUGGAUGCUCCGGUUCCAUUCAUUGUGGGCAUACAACAUAAGCCUUCUGAGAUGAAGCUCAAAACCUCAAAUUUCGUAUGUGUCAAUGUGCAGAAGAAUCAGGUUAAGAUGGGCUCCUUACCAACUCUCCCUCGACAGCGUGAACUGAUUGCUGAGUUAACUCCAAUCCAUGCAAAGCUUGCAUCUGAGAAUAACAUUGCUAAAAGGCACCCUGUGUGCAAGUGCAAUGAAGUGCAGGCUGAAGCUGCUGUGCAGUUCUUGAAUGUUAUGCGCCGCUACAUGGAAUCACUUUGUUCAAACUUGCGGUAUUAUACUAUAACAAGUGUACAAUCAAACAAUGACAGGGUGUCUCUUCUCCUCAAGGAAAGUUUUAUUGAUUCUUUCCCCAUGAAGGACCGGCCUUUUGUUAAGCAUUUUGUAGACACACAGCUCUUCUCUGUUCUAUCAGACUCUCGGCUGUCAAGCUACGAAAAUGAACAACCUUGAGUCUGCUGUUGUACAUUAUCAAUAAGCUUUUCAAGAAAUACCUCGUGAGCCUGUGGGCAAUGUAUAUCAAUUACAUACAAAGUCACAGUGGGAGGAGAGGCAAUCAGUGGAAAGCGGAGAAACGGCCGACUCAUGUUUUUUUGCUGGAGUUGUCCGUUGUCUGCCGUCACCAACACCAAUGCACCAUCGUCUUGGCAAAGAAUCUCAGAGUUGUAUCCAUCAGCUGAUCAGUGACAUGCAUUAAACGAUAACUGAAGGCGUUGGUUGUUAACUGGUUUGAUCUACGGGUUGCAUUUGUGAUGGAAUAUAAACGAUGCGAGGCCCUUCAUUGUCCUCCCAAGAAGAUCAUUGUAAAUACUCGGCAGCAAUGCAUUAUUUAUUUUUAGAAGGCCUAUAGUGCCCAAGGUUUUGCUCA
Molecule: messenger RNA, 3990 nt
Organism: Nymphaea colorata (pocket water lily)
Lineage: Eukaryota; Viridiplantae; Streptophyta; Magnoliopsida; Nymphaeales; Nymphaeaceae
Exons: 19
Coding region: 1017-3575 (852 amino acids)
Source: RefSeq, a predicted model, not a curated record